This is a messenger RNA of Parnassius mnemosyne (clouded apollo), 1227 nucleotides long. The record is from the annotation of a GenBank genome assembly. NCBI's taxonomy places the organism in Eukaryota, Metazoa, Arthropoda, Insecta, Lepidoptera, Papilionidae.
AUGGGGUUUGUUUUUAGUUUCAUAAUAUUACAUACCUUUAUUAACGCUGCCUAUCCAGUAUUAUAUCCGGAAUAUGAAGAUGAUGCAGCACGCUAUUGGUCAAAAAAUAAAAAUGAACCUUCCAAUGACAUACAAGAAAAUAAAAUACGAAACAACUAUCUUAAAAUGAAAGAAGACGAUACAAAAAUUAGACAAAUAAAGAAGAAAGCAGCUGCACUGAGAAGUGAAGGCACUUUUAAAACAUCAGGCAGUAAGAUUUUCCAAGCUAAGGGUAUUGAAGACGAAGCACGAGGUUUCCAGAAAGAUCUGAUGUUGAAUUUGUUAGCAAACCGCAGAGCAAGGAGUGAUUCGGACUCUCCGAGUUCUAGUUCCAGUAACGAGAUGAAAAGUUGGAAGGAAGAGUGGAGAGAUUUUUGGUUGCAUAAGAAAAUAGAAGCGCUCAACGCGUCUGCACCCACAGGAGACACGGUCAACAUGGCCGCAGCUCGACCAUGGGGCGUGCCCUGCGGUGAUCCAAACCAACACGAUAUGCCGUGGGGAACUUGCAUGUUACCGAUGGAAUGCGAAGGAGAGUUUCGUAUAUACAGAGGAGAUUACUUCUGCGGUCGGACUCAAUUCGUUUGCUGCGCUCUACAGUUAACCGGUUACGACAUGUAUCAGGGCUUCGAUAAUUCCUUGGCUGCUUCUAGUAUGGAAACAGAUUCAGAAGAAAAGAAAGAUACCUCCAAAGAAAGAAGACGCAAGAAAAGAAAGCGAGAUAAAAAGAAACGUAAAAAUGACCGAUUCAAAAGAAAACGUAAAAUCAAAAAGAGCAUACAGAAUAUAAUAAGAGAGAUAAGAAAAAUAUUGAACAGAUUGUACAGGAACGGGACAUCGAUAAGAAAGAAGAAGACAAAGCAACUGAAGAAUUUUAUCAAGGAGUUGAAGAAGCAAUACAGAAAAGACCGACAGUCCGUAAAGGAAAUUCACGGGAUGGAAAUGAUAAAAGUUGAUGCGGCGCUUAUGAAGAAAUUGAAUGAAAUAAGGCAAAUGAACCGGAAUUUUAUAAACAAUAGUACGUUUAGAGAUAUAAUUGUGAAUGGCACAAUGAAUAAGACACAGGCGAGGAUGUUGGUAGAGGCGUAUCCUGAGUUAGACAAUUGGAUUGGAACCCGGCGCUCUGGGGACUUGGAUCCGCCAACAGACUACUUGGAUUAUGAUAUUGAGUAUGGAUAUUUAUACUAUUAA